AUGGAAAAGAUUAAGGCAGAGAGGACAUUAGCGCGUCGUAGGUUCUCAUUGUGUGCUCAAAAGUUGGAAGGGCUAUUGGAGAGCAACGACGAAUUUAUCCCAGCCGAGUUUGAGAACCUGAAUAAAUUAUUCGACAUACUUACACUGACGCAGAAUAAAAUUGUUAGUGUAUGGCUCGAUGAUGAUAAUCGUGAUGAAGAACAAUUCAAUAAAGAUAUCGAUGAAGCUGAUAUCUAUGACUCACGUUACUAUAUGUUGAAGCAAAAGGCAAGUAAAUUUUCUAUUUCUCCACCGAAGUCAGCUGUCAAUAAAAUAGAAGAAAGUCAGUUGUCGUCAAAAACAAAUGGCAAUAGACACUUUCACCUUCCAAAGCUUGAACUUCCGAGGUACAAUGGGGAGAUCAGGAAUUGGUUGAGGUUCUGGUCCCAGUUCAAAAAGAUACACCUUGAUGACCAGAUUGAUAAUGAUGACAAAUUCCACUACCUGCUUCAAUGCAUGGAAACAGGGUCAGUAGCGAGAGAAUUCUUAGAAAGUUUUCCACCAUCAGGCGAGAAUUAUAAUGUAGCCAUAGAACAACUUAAGUAUCGGUUUGCCAAAGAUGAAAUGAUAAUAGAAUACUAUGUGAGAGAGUUACUUAAUCUGGUUCUAGCACAGGCAAAAGGUGUACAGAAGGGGUCAAUUCGUACAUUAUAUGACGCGCUGACGACACAAAUUUUGGCACUCGAAUCUAUGGGAGUAACCCAGGAGAAGUACUCAUCUUUUUAUUACCAUUGGUGGAAUCCUCAUUACCUGAAGAUAUAUUGA
Molecule: messenger RNA, 804 nt
Organism: Achroia grisella
Lineage: Eukaryota; Metazoa; Arthropoda; Insecta; Lepidoptera; Pyralidae
Exons: 1
Coding region: 1-804 (267 amino acids)
Source: RefSeq, a predicted model, not a curated record